AUGAUGCAAUUCACUGAGAGUGCACCACCCCCAUCAUCACUCUACCUCAAUGAUCCACCCCUGUGCCUCGACCUGACCGCGCCCAGAGCCCCCCUCCACCGCCCCCGGCCGUGGCCCGGCUUCCCGACCUCCGCCAAGUCCCUCGGCAGCUUCAACACCACCGGUUGCAUGGAGCAGCUCCUGGUCCACUGCGCCAACGCCAUCGAGGCCAACGACGCCACCCUCGCCCAGCAGCUCCUGUGGGUCCUCCACAACAUCGCACCCCCCGACGGCGACUCCAACCAGCGCCUCACCGCCGCCUGCCUCCACGCCCUCCUCACCCGCGCCUCCAGGACCGGCUCCUGCAAGAUGCUCGCCGUCGCCGCUGCCCGUGCCGACGCCGACCUUUCCCUCCACACCCACCGCUUCUCCGCCGUCGACCUCGCGAGCUUCGUCGACCUCACUCCAUGGCACCGAUUCGGCUACUCCGCUGCCAACGCAGCCAUCGCCGAAGCCGUUGAAGGUUUCCCCGUCGUCCACAUCGUCGACCUCAGCACGACACACUGUAUGCAGAUCCCCACCCUCAUCGAUUUACUUGCCGGCCGCCCCGAAGGCCCGCCGAUCCUGAGGCUCACCAUCCCAAGCCCCACGACCACCGCCGCCAUGCCGCCGCCGAUCCUAGGCCUCUCUUAUGAUGAACUGGGUGCAAGGCUGGUAAAUUUUGCAAGGUCCAGGAAUGUAGUAAUGGAAUUCAGAGUCAUUCCUUCGAAUUCGGCCGACGCCUUCGAAACCCUAAUCGAACAACUGAGAGUUCAACAGUUGGUCUCUGAAGGCGAGGCCCUCAUCAUCAACUGUCAGAUGAUGCUGCAUUACAUCCCGGAUGAGACCGCCUUCGCAAUCUCCUCCACCAUGAGCAUGGCCUCGAUGAUAUCCCUUCGAGCAAUGUUCCUUAAGGCGCUACGCAGUCUCGAGCCUACCUUGGUUACACUCGUUGAUGAGGACGCCGAUUUCACGGCGAGUGACGUGGUUGGGAGGCUAAGAGCAGCAUUCAAUUAUCUAUGGAUACCAUAUGAUGCAGUGGAUACGUUUCUUCCCAAGGGGAGCGAGCAGCGGCAGUGGUACGAGGCCGGGGUGAGGUGGAAGAUAGAGAACGUUAUCGCCCAUGAGGGCUGGGAGAGGGUGGAGCGGCCGGAGUCCAAGGGGAGGUGGGCGCAGAGGAUGAGAGCGGCGGGGUUUCGAGGGGUGGGGUUCGGUGAGGAGGCGGCGGGGGAGGUGAAGGCGAUGCUCGGCGAGCACUCGGCGGGGUGGGGGAUGAAGAGGGAGGAGGAAGACUUGGUGCUCACUUGGAAGGGGCACAACGUGGUGUUUGCUACUUCUUGGGUGCCUUCAUGAGGAUAUUUGGCUCCAUGGAUCAAGCUUUCUAUCUGUGAUAGAUGGAUCUCCCUCUCUCUCUUUCCAUUCUGAGUGCUGGCAAUUGGUGGGGAGGGCAUGCAUCCCGGCCCGUUUAUCCCAAAUUUCUACUUCGGUUUUUCUUUUUGAGGACAUUUC
Molecule: messenger RNA, 1527 nt
Organism: Elaeis guineensis (African oil palm)
Lineage: Eukaryota; Viridiplantae; Streptophyta; Magnoliopsida; Arecales; Arecaceae
Source: RefSeq, a predicted model, not a curated record